GCGUGUUGGUAGAUAUACCCAUGAGUUUGGGUUCAAGUUUGGCAAAACCCAACCCAGCUCAUUGCCAUCCCUAAGUGAGUCCAACAGGGGACUCAAUCCAGAGGUGCAUCUCCUACAGAUUGGUGGGACGACACUUCACUAAAAAUUAUAAUAGUUUCACCGAGAAGCUAGGGAUCCCGGCCUACCACGGGAGAGGACCACUCUUAAUUGCCAUCCUUGGAGCUUAUUGGGAGCCCACGAUGCAGAUGGCUAUCUUCCGGAAGCUUUAGAAGAUGAUAACAAGAGAUCAAGGAUAAAAGUUUGAUUCUAGAUACUCCUCAUCGACCAUCAUCCAGAUGCCAAUCAUCAUGUUGGUGUGCUACUUUGGUCAAACCAGGUUUAACAUGAGGCAGAAGGGAGAUGUUGGGAAGGUGACCACUAGUGACAUGAUCUUGUAUCAUGCUUUGCUGAACAACUGGUGGUUGCACCCAACAUUGUUGGUAGUGUACCUAUUGAGGUACACAUAUAUUCCUUCUCCACGAGUAGGGCUGGUAAUCAGUUAGCCGGUUAACUAUUUAACCGGUAACCGGUGGUUAUCGAUUAAAUCAAUAAUCAACGGUAACGUUAUAUGGUAGACAAAACCCAGUCGUCGGUAUACGACCCAUAACUGGUUAGUAAAUGGUGGUUACUUGACUCGACUCUACUGUCACCCUAGGAAUUGGCCAAGUGAAACCACUUCCUAAAGCGUAGUAUAGCGGGUUAGGUUUAUAUGUCAACCCGGGUCCUAGAUUUGCUGACUACUCAGUGAGUUCUUGUUAUCUAGCAAUAAAACUGGAGUGCAAGUCUAAACUACCAAACAAACAAAGCAAGUAAACUGGUUGUAUUCAGGUUAAAGAGGUCACCCGGAUAUGGUUCCCCCUAGACUGCAGUUAAGCCGGAUUGUAAUUACCAAGUUCAGUUUCUAUGAUAGUUAUACUGCGAAAGGUUCUUAAACAGCCUGAAGUCUCGACUAAAGGUCUUCAGACCCUCUUAAUCUGACUCUCUAGCGGGCGACUAACCUCCACCGGAGUAGACAGAUUGAGGCCCUAAGAACAAAACCUCCACUACCGGAGUAAAUCCGGUACAGAAUAGUGAGUUGGCUCCUCGACUAAAGUCACCAACUCCCUACCUUCAAUCAAGGAUACUCUAUUAACCUAGGCAGAUAUUCUCAUUCUAGGUUAAAGCAGAAACAACAAGAAUUUGAUCAGGAUUCAAGUCAUUCAAUCAUUAAAACCUCAAUCGAAUAUAAUCAAUCACAGAAUCAGUACUUGGGUUCAUACAAUCAAAGCCUAACACACAAAUCUAGGGUUCUCCAUACCCAGAUGAAUGGGAGAACUACUCCAUAGAGAAGAAAGCAAAAGCAGAAUCAGACACGGAAUUCAUACUGCAAAGGAUGGAUUCCUACUUCUGGACGUUGAUUGGCACUUCUCCAAGCUCCAACUGGCCUCCAAUGGUGUUGAAGAUCAAUCUAGGGCACUUGGAGACUCUUGUUCGUCGCUUUCUCUCUCUAGAAAUCGCUCUCUUUCUCAAAAACCAGAAUCCUCUCGAAUUGUGGCUGAAAUUCUGCUUAAAAGGGGAAAAUCCCGACUCACACGGCCAGGGUGGCACGGCCGUGCAGCUCACCCAGUUGCCCGUGUGAGUCAAAACGCAUCGUUUCAUUUAGUUCGAAUUCCAGGCUCUUUGCACGGCCAGAAUGGCACGGCCGUGUGGACAUCCCCUCUUGCCCGUGUUUGCUCUCGCAGAAUGUGGCACGGCCAACCCGGCCACUUGCACGGCCGUGUCGAUCCUCUGCUCUGCCCGUGUGUGCUCUCGGCAAAACUCGCACGGCCAGGCCAUUACUUCACACGGCCGUGUGAACAUCAGGGCAGCCCGUGUGACCUCCUUUGUAACUUGUCUCGCGCCCGAUCUUCACCCAAUCGACCCCGAACUCGCUCCUAAACCUUCAUUCACUUGCCAGGACCUGAAAUAUCACAAACAAGCACAACCUAGCGUGAAAUCGGUCUAAAACACGAGAAACCACCUCUCAAAUGGUGUAAGAACAGGGGUGAAAACAUGUGUAACUAACGGUCUAUCAUUACUCGAUAUACCGGAUAUACUGAUAUAGGUGAAGCCCCCUCCUCUAUCCUUCGAUAUGUUCUCUCCUUUCUCUCCAUAUCCCUUAAGAAAAAAUUCUCUCUGAACCCAUAAACAUAACCUCGUUGUGAGAGAUUUGUACGAAACCCUCUCAUCUCUUUCUCGAUUUGUUGAUCUGGACCAUGAUGUUGCUGGUUCGUCAUCUUGACUCUUGAGAGGGAUACACGGUCACCAAUUCAUAGCUGAUUUGUUGAUCUAAAAUUCGCUUGGCCAACCACUGCUUUUCUCCACUCCUCUGUCGUUGCCAUUAUGGAGAACCCAGAACCCGAUCCGACCCCUAGCUCUCGGUUUCAAUUCCAGAUUCGGCGCCAUGCAAACUACCUCGCGAGUUGGUUCUCAUUCCAUCUCGAUUCCAUAUUCUAACAUGCCGACGACGAAUCACACUCCUUCUUGAGUCUAGAUCUGGCGCCAUGUUAACCCCCUCACACGGUGACUCUCUCUUCCUCCGAGGCCAGAUUCGACGCCAUAUUGUCUCUCUCAAGCGGCGGUUCUUAGUCCCUCUCGAUUCCACAUUCGGAUCUGUCGCCGGGAUAUGAUGGUUUCCACAUGUCGUCGUAAAACUAGGUUCCAUUUCUAGUUUCCACUGCUCCGAUUACAAAGGAUUCAUUGGUGAACAGCCCUAGGGAGCUAGCAGAUGGAGAAUGGGUCUUGGAUAUUGCCUCUUUCUUACUGUCAGAUUUUUCUUUGAUUUGAAGUUUAAGAAGUUGCUGUAGCAGACCCGUCGAAGCUGCUGCUUUGCCUUGGAAGUUUCCCCAUUCAUCGAGAGGAGAGGAAGUCAAACCAGUUGUUCGAUAUCUUGAACGGUAACCUUUACAUGCAAGCCAAUUAGUCAGUAUACUGGAAGUUACCCACUAUCGGUUGUCGGCAACAGAUUUGGUCAUUUUGGUAUACCGAUAACUAGUUAUACCGGUACUGACCAAUUACCAGCCCUAUCCAUGAGGACUUCCAAGAGGGGGCUAUAUGCCUAUAUCUACACCAUAGCCCAUCACAUUGAUGAGCAUAGGGAGGAGUAUGGAUUUGUCUAUGGGACACCUUGGCGAGGGAAGGACCAAUCUAUCAUCAACCGCUUUAACCUGUGGAGUCGACAGGUGACAAGCAAGAGAGUGGACCUUUCCAACAAUACUUUCCCACAAUACUCUGCGUGGACGGUAUCAGGGAGACCAACUGUGCACCUAAUGAGACUACUUGAGCAUGGAUUUGGAGUUGGACACCCACCACCACCACCUUAACAUGACGAAUAUGGAUUCCAGCUAUCAGAGUUGAGAGAAUCCAUAGUGAGGCAAGAGGAGAACCUGACCAACUACCAGACUAUGAACGAGCAACAUUGGGAUGACCUUGAGCAUGAGAAACAAAUGGAGCUUGAGGAGACUCGAUCUUGGCUCCGGAGAUUGGAGAUAGAGCAUCAAUGGAGCCACUCAUGGAUAAAGGACUUUGAUAGAUCUUUCAUGACCCUCUUCCCAAGAAGUGGACCACAACAAGAAGGACUCAACAUGUAGGAUUUUUAGAUUUUAGGAAACCCUUCCCUUUAAUUUUCUUUUGUUUGACAUUUCAAGUCUCUUCAAAACAAUAUUGAAGAACUAGCUGCUAUAAAUGAUGAAUUUGAAU
Linum trigynum is the source of this 3756-nucleotide messenger RNA. Lineage: Eukaryota; Viridiplantae; Streptophyta; Magnoliopsida; Malpighiales; Linaceae. The record is from the annotation of a GenBank genome assembly.